AAGGUUCUCACUCCAUUGCGGCUUUUGGUAGCAACUUCUGCUAAUGGCCCAAAGACUGCUGUGCUGUGCGAAUGCUGCUUCUACUUCUCCUCCUCCUCCUCUGUGAAUGGUUCCUCGCUCAUGGCAUUGGUCCCCUUGCACGAACUGAAGGACUCGACUCUUCAUCCGCUCAUGCCUGCCACUGAUGAUGAAUCAGAGAAGAAUUCGCAGUUUUUGGUGGUGACAUGAGGGGGUUUUCAUCGUUAGCAUCAUCUGCCCGGGCCUCAUCUGCACUGAGAAAUCCUCCUGAAGCGGCUCUCAAGCAGAGGAAUCUUCAGCAUCAAAAACUUCCGAAGGAAGCCCCAACUUCUUUACAAGGUGAGCCCUCGCUUAACCAUCCGAAUAAGCCAAAAGGUGGUGUUGCCAAAGUUGAUCAUGUCUACAUUUCCCAAGUAUUGUCGAGACCUGAAUGGGUGUUACUUCUUAAACACGAACUAAAUGCUAAGAGGAUCGUUCUUAAUUCUCAUUCAGUUAUUAGUGUCUUUCAAAACCUGGAAAAUCCAUUGUACUCUAUAAAGUUUUAUGCUUGGGUUUCGAAUAUACACCCUGCAUUAGCAGCGAGUCAGUCAGUUAGAGAUGUUUUAUCGAACUCUCUGUAUCGGAAAGGUCCGGUCAUUUUGUCUGUUGAAUUGAUUCGGGAUAUUCAAAAGUCUGGUUUUCGGAUUGCUGAAGACCUGCUCUGUUUAUUGAUUGGAAGUUGGGGGAGACUCGGGUUGGCAAAAUACUGUUCUGAUAUUUUUGGCCAAAUCUCAUAUUUAGGUCUUAAUCCAAGCACAAGGUUAUAUAACGCUCUCAUUGAUGCAUUGGUGAAGUCCAAUUCGAUUGACUUGGCAUAUCUUAAAUUUCAACAGAUGACGGCUGAUAAUUGUCAACCGGAUAGAAUCACAUACAAUAUCCUUAUUCAUGGAGUUUGCAAAACUGGUGUGGUGGAUGAGGCACUUCGCUUAAUGAGGCAAAUGGAGGGCAGGGGACAUUUUCCCAAUGUUUACUCAUAUACAAUCCUAAUUGAUGGGUUUUGUAAUGCUAAGAGAGUUGAUGAGGCCUUCCAAGCAUUAAAGACAAUGAAGGACAAGAAAGUGUAUCCUAAUGAGGCAACUAUCAGAACAUUGAUUCAUGGGACUUUCCGUUGCUUAGAUCCAAGUAAGGCUCUUGAGUUACUAUCCAAUUUGCUUGACACAACGCCCAACUAUUUUAAGUUAGUUUGUGAUACUAUACUCUCUUGCCUCACAAAUAAUUCUCUGGCGAGAGAGACAAUCGUUUUUCUCAGAACAGCACAAGCAAAAGGUUAUUUCCCUGACAAUUACAUAUUCAAUGUCAUAAUGGCUUGUUUGGUAAAGGGAUCAGAGAUUCAAGAGACAUGUAAGAUAUUUGAUAGUUUCAGAGAAAAAGGAGUGAAGCCAGAUAUUGGUACUUAUCUUGCACUUAUGGAGGCCUUAUACAAGGAUGGACAUGAGGAGGAUGGUGAUCGGAUUCACAGUAAGUUGUUCAGGGAUGGGCUAAUUACUACUAUCUUUUCAUAUAACAUGCUAAUUGACUGCUUCUGCAAAGCCAAAAUGAUUGAUAAAGCAUUAGAAGCUUUCAAGAAUAUGCAGCAUAGGGGGCUUACUCCUAAUCUAGUUACCUUUAAUACCCUUAUUAAUGGGCAUUGCAAGGGUGGAGCAAUAGUUAAGGCCCAAGAACUGCUGAAGAUGCUUCUAGAAAUUGGACUUAAACCUGAUAUUUUCACAUUUAGUUCUAUAAUUGAUGGGCUUUGCCGUGUACACCAAACUGAGGAAGCCUUUAAAUGCUUCACCGAGAUGAUUGAGUGGGGUGUCAAUCCAAAUGCUGUGAUUUACAAUAUCUUAAUCCGGUCUUUAUGUGCCAUUGGUGAUGUUGCGAGAGCUAUGAAACUCAUAAGAAGAAUGCACGAGGAAGGAUCAAGGCCUGAUACAUUCUCCUAUAAUGCUCUGAUUCACAGUUUCUGUAGAUUGAACAAAGUCGAGAAAGCUAAAAUGGUUUUGAUUUCUAUGUCAAAGUCUGGUGUGAAACCUGAUAAUUACACAUAUGGUGCUUUUAUAGAGGCACUAUUAGAAUCUGGGAGAUUUGAAGAGGCUAAGAAGAUCUUUUACUCAAUGGAGGAAAAUGGCUGCUCUCCUGAUGCAUAUAUAUGUAACCUAAUUGUUAAGGAGUUGGUUGAACAAAACUGCUUGGAAGAGGCUCAAAUCAUUGCAGAAAGAUGCAAACAGAAGGGAAUAUCCUUGAACUCUGUUACUAUCUUGUAGAAUAUGUAUUGACCUGGUUAAGAGAUGCUGCUAUAUGGUGAGAUUUUUUGAUUUGGUGCUUGAUUCAGGUACUUUGGAUUGUAAAAAUAUUAAUCAGAAAUGGAGGAGAGGAUAGGGGACCAGGUACUUCUCUUAUGUUUUUCUCAUGUAUAUUGGUAUUAGCGGGCAUUCUUUUGAGGCUUGAGGGAGAUUAUGAAAAUGAGAUAAGAUUCUGUAUUUGAUACAGGAAGCUUUAUGCUAGGGAGCAUUGCCAGAACUAUUCAACCAAGAUCUAUUUGGAAUUUGCGACAUUAUUUUUAUCCUGCAUGUUGUUAACUAAAUUACAUGUGCCGAAUAGAUGUUAAGCCACUGGAUAUGCUCUGGGGGUGAAGGGUAUUCAUACUUAGUAAGAAGUCUGAGAUUCAAACAUAAAACCCUUUUUCAUACCGAAGAAUAAGAUAUAGAGGAGAAAUAUGUGUUAUAAAUUAUUUAAUUUCACAAAAAGAGGUCUGCUGAACAAAUUUAAAAUAAUUCUUUUUUUUUUAAAUUGCAUUUGGGCAAAAAAUGCUUUAUGUUAAUAGCAUCUUAUCUUAGAUUAGGACUGAAUUGACAUUGUUAUGGGACUAUAAUUUAGCAAACAUACUCGACAAAACAAAUAGAGGAUAAUAGUUUUCUCACAAUACAAUAUAUUCGACAUUUUGAGAAUUUAGUUUGUAACUUCUGUUCCACUUCUUGCAGCUUGAGUGUGGUUGAAUCUCUUAUUCUUUUUUUUUUUUUUUUUUACCUGAAUGGUCAACCCCUGCAUUUGUUUGGUGAUCUGCGCACUAUGGACUUUAAUAGUUAAUGCAUGAGUAUAUGCCAUCACUCAUUCACUCUUACUGUUUGGCAUGAUCUCUCCUAUCAAAUAAUUGAGAACAUUGUGGAGUUGGUCAGUCACUUGACAAGCCCUUGUGUUGCAAUGGGGAAGAGACCAAGAAACAUGUUUUGAGAGUUUCCGGCAACUCUCGGGAAAGAAAUUUAAUCGACCAAUGGUUCAUGCAUGUGAUUGUGGAUGCCAUCAAGAAUACUUUCGGCAGCAAAAGGCCCUUCCCUUUGGUUGGAUGCUUCAUUUGUUAAUGCUGAUAUGCCUAUAAAGCUGCUUGCGAUGAAUAUCAAUGCUUCCGGGGGACUAAACCGAAGGCUAGGAUUUAUGGAUCCAGUGCGAACUUGAAUGGAUCCACUGCAGUGUGCAAAUUAAUUUUCCCUGUAUCUCUGGCAAAGGCCAUACAAAAGUGAAUUAGAGAGUUGGUAAGGGAUGGGGAAUUUUCAUUUAAGGAUGCUGUAUUUUGCUGCGCUGGUAGUAAAUGUCAGUAUUUUUGCAUAUUGAUGUUUGGUUUUGCUUACUUGGAUGAUCUUCUGAUAUUUAGUUUUGUUAUACACAUCACACUUAAAGGAUAUAUUGGCCAUUUUGAUUCCCAA
This is a messenger RNA of Prosopis cineraria, 3737 nucleotides long. Its product is annotated as putative pentatricopeptide repeat-containing protein At3g16890, mitochondrial. Gene Ontology annotation, molecular function: protein binding. The record is from RefSeq and is a predicted model, not a curated record. The coding region runs from base 225 to 2300 and encodes 691 amino acids. Lineage: Eukaryota; Viridiplantae; Streptophyta; Magnoliopsida; Fabales; Fabaceae. The transcript is spliced from 2 exons.